Messenger RNA from Colletotrichum orchidophilum, 1401 nucleotides. Its product is annotated as major facilitator superfamily transporter. The record is from RefSeq and is a predicted model, not a curated record. The transcript has 6 exons. NCBI's taxonomy places the organism in Eukaryota, Fungi, Ascomycota, Sordariomycetes, Glomerellales, Glomerellaceae. The coding region runs from base 1 to 1401 and encodes 466 amino acids. Gene Ontology annotation, molecular function: transmembrane transporter activity. Gene Ontology annotation, biological process: transmembrane transport.
AUGGCAGAAUACGUCGACCCAGCAAAGGGCGAUGCCAUCCCUCCCAAGUCGGAGCGUCACCCGGUAAAAUGGUACCGCUCGACGUUCUACAACAUGACCAUCCUCGGUCUCUGCAACCUAGCGGCCCCGGGCAUCUGGGGCGCCAUGAACUCUCUCGGCGCGGGCGGCGCGGCCUCUCCCAAGACCGUCAACGCCGCCAACGCCCUCACAUUCUGCCUCAUGGUAGUGUCGUGUUAUUUCUCAUCCGUCAUCGUCCACUACAUCGGUAUCAAGGGUGCUCUCAUCUUUGGAACCAUCGGCUACGCCCCCUUCGCCGCAGGUCUCUACACAAACAACCGCUACGGCGUCGAAUGGCUCAUGCUCUUUGGCGCCGCCCUUUGCGGCAUCUCCGCCGGCGUCUUCUGGAUGGCCGAGGCCGCCAUCGCAAUGGCCUACCCGGAGCCCUGGAACCGCGGGAAAGCGCUCGGGUACUGGCUCACCUACCGCCUGUGCGGCCAGAUCCUCGGCGGCGCCAUCAACCUCGGCCUCAACGCGGACAAUGACAAGGCCGGCAAGGUUUCGUACACCGUCUACAUCGUCUUCAUUACCAUCCAGGCCGCGGGGCCCUUUGUCGGGUUCCUGAUGAACAAGCCGGAGCAGGUGGAGCGGCAGGACGGGAAGAAGGUUAGCUUGGCGAUUCUUGAGAAUCCUUGGUAUGAAAUCAAGGCGACGACGAGAAACUUGUUCAAGCCAAAGUUUCUUCUCGUUGUUCUCUGGAUUGGUCAGGCUGUAUUUGCCGAGGCUGUUUUCUUCACCUAUCUCGCCACAUGGUUCACUGUCCGAUCCAGAGCUCUGGGCUCAUUCCUCUCUGGCAUUGUUGCCGUGAUUUCAGGCAAUCUUCUCGGGCACUGGCUUGACCGCGCAAAGAUCUCCCUCAAGCUCCGCACCAGGUCGACCUUCUGGGCCCUCGUCGUCACCCAGGGCGCCUGGUGGCUCUGGGCGACCAUCCUCGCCACGCGUUUCCGCCACACACGGCCCACCUACGACUGGGCCAGCCCUGGUUUCGGAGCCGCCUUUGCAGUCUACAUUUUCCUCACAAUCGGUUUCCAGAUUAACUAUCUCUUCCUGUAUUUCAUCGUCACGAACCUGGCCGAGGGCGAGGAGGAAGUGAUUCGGUACGCCGCGCUGCUCCGUGGCGUCGAGUCGGCGUGGCAGGCGGUCAGCUACGGCCUCACCUCGAUACCCCUCUUCGGAGAGGUCGGCGGCAUCUACUUCAACUUUGCACUUUGGGCCGUCGCCAUCGGACCCGCGUGGCUGGUCUUGAGACACUUUGGAUCCGGGCUCACUACGCACGUGGAGGAGGUUCGUGAGGUUAGCGGCGUGGUGUCUAGCGAGGAUGGCGAAUCGGACGCGAAGCACUAG